UCACAUGUGAACCCAAUGGGCCCCACACAGCCCAUAUCUCCUUCCCACGUAAACGUCGGCAGGUCAUUAAAUUCUCGCCGCAUCAAAACCACGGUCCCAGUCGUGAUUUCCACCAAAUCCAGGACUUAUCUAUUUACGCCACCUCCUCUAAAUUCAACAAUUGUCCGUUAUCCCCGCAAAACGUACGACGCCUUUAAAAUCCCCAACUGCUUCUACAAUUUUCUACGUUCUUCCAUCCCAGAAAGAAAUCAAAAGGCUACCAUGAAUUCUCGACUGUGCUUGCUUACCUUCAUUCUGUCCUCCGUCGUCGUAUCCGCCGCCGCCGCAUUGGUUGGCGGUUGGGGGCCGAUUAAGGACCUGAAUGAUCCACACGUGAAGGAGAUCGCGGAUUUCGCGGUCACAGAGCACAACAAGGCUGCAAAUGCGAGUUUGAAGCUACAAAGCGUGGUUCACGGCGAAGAACAGGUGGUUGCGGGGACGAACUACAAACUGGUGCUGGAGGUGAUGGAUGGUAAGGCUAAGAAGAAGUUCGAGGUGGUUGUGUGGGAGAAGCCGUGGCAGCACUUCAUGAACGUCACCUCGUUCAAGGCUGUCAAAGCUUAAUACGGCAUCGUUUUGGUGAUGUAAAAAAGAAGUUUUCGUUUCAGAUCUGGAAGGAGAGAAUAACAGUGUUUGAUCCAAUAAAAAGUUUGGGUACAUUUCGUUCAAACUUCAAAUCGAGAGAGAUAGAUUAUAAUAUUAGGCACAACUGGUCUGUGAUUAUAUCGUAUUUGGCCGAAGAAGCAUCGGACAGGUUGGAGUUCUUACCUUCUUGGGACUCCAUGGAUGUAGAAAAAGCUGCUUCUGAAAAUGUGGCUUGUAUGUUCUUUUUGUUAGAAUUGCCAUGUAAUCAGUUCUAUAUAUAUAUAUAUAUGGAAUGUUCUGUGUAUUGUAUGCCA
Messenger RNA from Tripterygium wilfordii, 938 nucleotides. RefSeq names its product cysteine proteinase inhibitor 1-like. Bases 16 to 603 code for a protein of 195 amino acids. Gene Ontology annotation, molecular function: cysteine-type endopeptidase inhibitor activity. The record is from RefSeq and is a predicted model, not a curated record. The transcript has a single exon. NCBI's taxonomy places the organism in Eukaryota, Viridiplantae, Streptophyta, Magnoliopsida, Celastrales, Celastraceae.